This is a messenger RNA of Trichophyton benhamiae CBS 112371, 1023 nucleotides long. RefSeq lists its product as uncharacterized. Lineage: Eukaryota; Fungi; Ascomycota; Eurotiomycetes; Onygenales; Arthrodermataceae. Bases 1 to 1023 code for a protein of 340 amino acids. The record is from RefSeq and is a predicted model, not a curated record. The transcript has 2 exons.
AUGGCAGACUUCAGUAGCAUGAGCAUUGAGUCCUUUGCCGAAUUGUCGCGACUUAUCGUCGAGGUAUCCAAGACUUACUUCACCUACCUCCCUAUUGAACCACCACCGGAUAUCCUUGCCAAGAUCCCAUCUGAUAUCCCUCAAUUUUUGGACAAUACCCCAGCAUCCCGAGAGCUCCGUGCUGCCUAUGUCCAGCACGUCAUUUCCAAGACCCUGACAUAUAGGAUCUUCCAGCCUUUCCUGUUCACCCUGGGAAGACGAUAUGAUAAGGCAGACACCUUUUUCCAGAUGCUUUCUAUUGACAUCCGCCGCAAAUCCGUUCGACGUGAAGCUUUCUGGAGACAGCAGACACUUAAGGCAGCAUACACCACGUCUGAUGCCAAACAGGCCAUCAAUGUCGUCGCAGCUGUUAUCGUUGAUGAGAUUGUCGACCAUAUCCGCCACUUCACCGACCCAACGCAUCUCGACGCCUUGUUGACAAAUGUCCGAAAGAUUGUCAAACUCGCAGCAGAGACAUGGAGAUUGGCUCGCGUGGAACGAGAAUUGAUCACAGCCACUAUGCCGUCAGCUGAGGACGAGCAGACUGCAAAUGAAGAAUGGGAAGAGUUCGACUAUGAGUCCAAUGCACCAUUGCCAGGAGGUGAAGGCGCAGCUGAGCCGCCGCUGAUGCCAAAGAAAUUCCGCCGUCCCCUUCUCCGAAUGCUUCCUCGUAUCUUCCGAGGAGCUGUGCAUGAAGAUUUCCUGACUGAAGACGACCAUGAGAAGGCAUCUCCCUGCACAUACCUCCGAGGAGUCAUCUUAUAUAGUGACUCGCCUUCUGUCCUGGCCAGACGGGCUGAGAUGUUCAAGAAAAAGCCAGAGGCGGUAGGAGUGAUUGACGAUGCAGAAGAUGCACGACUACGAGCCGCAUCUGCCACUCCGCCCAACGCUAGCGGGAGGAGCCCUUCCCCGAAAAGCCCGCUUGGGAACCGAUCGCCCAGAUCAAGAAGAUCAAGGGAGAGGGCUUUUGGCCAUGAUGACUAG